GCGGUGGCGCGUUUCACCCGGUCUUCUGAGAGAAAACAAGGCCAUUCGCCCAAUGAAGGCGUUUUGUCGUCGCGUUCAACAUGAUUGUAAUAUUUUCUUGUUUCGAAGGGCGUUCAGUUCCCCUUUGGACGCAAAUGUCCUAGACUACGCUGACCGCAAAGUCUCCUCGUCCCUGUAUCAUAAUGCCCCUAUGUUGACGUUUUACGCACACGUGCCCACGGCUCAUUUAUUGUUUCUCUCCUUUCUCUACUUGCGGCCUUCCCGCACCUUCCCGUUGCUCCGUGCCACUGUUCAUACAUUCAACAGCCACGGCGCCUGCAUCCGACGCUAGGAGGCUCCCCGACCGCUCCUUCGGUCGGGUGUUUGUGUGUAUAAGCAGUGAUCCGGUAUGGCACCAAAAAGGGUGGACUUCUGGGGAAGAAAAGUGGACCAUCAACGCCUAGGCCUGCACUCAUACAUUGGCGCCAAUGAUCGCAUGUACCAGACUCUUUACCGUGCUCUAGUGCCAUCACAAGAACCUGAAAUGAUCCAUUCUAGCCAUGGAGGCAUCUUCAACUUGUCAUUUGCCCCUGAAGGUUCAAUAUUGGUUGCAGCCACAGAAGGCAAAAGCAUCCUUAUAUUUGACCCACUCAACCACAAGCUCAUUAGGGAAGUUGAACAUGCACACAGUGAUUGUGUCAACUAUGCUAGGUUUCUUGACUCCCGCACAUUUGCCACCUGUUCUGAUGAUACCACGGUGGCAUUGUGGGAUGUGCGAAACUUGAAGCGCAAGAUACGCUCCCUUGUUGGCCACUCCAAUUGGGUGAAGAAUAUUGAAUAUGCUUCAGCAGAGGGACUACUUGUGACUUCUGGCUUUGAUGGAAGCAUACACACAUGGGACAUCAAUAAGUUCUCAGAGAAUGGGACGGAGUUCCAGAAAAUCUUCUACACAAAUGGGCUUAUGAGGAUGCGGCUUACCCCAGACAACCAGAAGAUGGUCAUUUGUACAACAGGGGGCUACUUGGUAGUCAUUCAUGACCUCAAUUUGCACACGCUGGCAUACGACUUACGUGGGUUCAAGCUUCCAAAGAUGUACCGCUGGCGAGCUUCCGAGAAAGCGGCCUUCCACACGGGGGACUGCAGUGGGCAUCACUUCACUGCACGCCGCAAUAGGGUUGAGCUCAUCUGCGACUUCCCAAGUGACAAUGAUGCAGAGAUCAUCUCCUCCCUCCAGGUUCAUCCCCAUGGGUGGUGUGUGCUAUCUCGCAACACAAGCAGGAAUGAAAAAUCUGAGUGGACCUGUGUGCACGACAUCCAAGAACAGCCGCCACCGGAGAGCGGAAGUAGUGGCAGCCACAGUGCAGCUGGCAGUAGCUCCUGUGAGGAACGGGAUUGGCCUGACACUGACUCCGACAUUGAGGACGAGCUCCUUGUUGGGGGCCUGGCUGGUGGCGACUGGGGACGGCGGCAGCCAGGAAUCGAGCCACUAUGGGACGGCGACUGGGAACGCCUUUGGAUGCCACCGGUCUUCAUUGACGAGGAGGAGUCUGACGAUGUUCCAGAGUCGCGCGUUUUCCAUGUGUCACUGGGUGCUCCAAAUGGCUCCCCAGUGGUGAGUGAAGGCACCAUGGAGGAGGCCAUGGCACUGCUGUCUGGCCAGCCGCCUCUUGUGGGCUUGCAGUCAUUGGGCAGGCCUGGUUUUUCCAAGGAUGUCCGGUGCAAGGCAGCCCAGCCACGGCUGCUUCACUAUGCCCAGGAGCCCAAUCGUGGGAGGGGCUGGAUCAAAGAACUCUGCUUCAGCACCGACGGUCGUCUUGUGUGUUCCCCGCUUGAACGGGGCGUGCGCCUCCUUGCCUUUGACUCUGACUUUCGGGAACUCAGUGACUGUGUACCUGCAUCUCCACCUCGUCCCCUGGUCCACGUGCUGACAAAUGUGAGCCACUCCAACUACGUUGUCAGCACUAAAUUCUCACCAACCCAUUUCCUUCUGGCUUCUGGCUGCCUCAAUGGACAGGUGUGCUUUCACCAGCCAGUGUUGUGAGUGCAAUGGACCUCAGGUGUGGGGCGAAGGAAAGAGAAUGGUUAAAGCACUGCCAAAUGCAGUCCCGCGUGUUGAGAGUCUUGAGACAAGAACAUUGCACAUGGGACACCAAGUCUGGUGCCAUGCAUUGUUAAUUAUCGCUCUGUAUAUAUGUUCACAGAGGCAAAUAAAGUAUGCAUACGUUGUCUGUAUAGCACCUUUUAGAAUAUA
Dermacentor albipictus is the source of this 2230-nucleotide messenger RNA. RefSeq names its product DDB1- and CUL4-associated factor 10. Gene Ontology annotation, cellular component: Cul4-RING E3 ubiquitin ligase complex. The record is from RefSeq and is a predicted model, not a curated record. Gene Ontology annotation, molecular function: protein binding. Lineage: Eukaryota; Metazoa; Arthropoda; Arachnida; Ixodida; Ixodidae.